Molecule: messenger RNA, 2083 nt
Organism: Phoenix dactylifera (date palm)
Lineage: Eukaryota; Viridiplantae; Streptophyta; Magnoliopsida; Arecales; Arecaceae
Gene: EBS3
Product: Alg9-like mannosyltransferase family
Biological process (GO): protein N-linked glycosylation
Cellular component (GO): endoplasmic reticulum membrane
Molecular function (GO): alpha-1,2-mannosyltransferase activity
Source: RefSeq, a predicted model, not a curated record
CAAGUAAUGGAGACCCAUUACAGAAGCGAGCGGAGAGACUAGAGAGCGAGCGAGAGGGGUGGGACAGCGAAGGAUGUCGGCCAUGGCGCUCUCGGAGGCGCGGCAUCGCCGGCGACCGCCCUCUUCGUGGGAUCGAGACUCCUCUUCCUCGUCUGAUCGGUACUCGAAGGAGGCGAAGGCGGAGAAGAACGACAACGAAGGAGAUCGAGGGGUGUUGAAGUGGGUCCUGCCGAUGGUGGUGCUCGGGAUGAUGAGGCACAUGAGCGCCGCUUCCAACAUCAUCCACGACUGCGACGAGGUCUUCAACUACUGGGAGCCCCUUCACUACCUGCUCUACAAAUCCGGAUUCCAGACCUGGGAGUAUAGCUCUGAAUUUGCUCUCCGGUCAUAUCUAUACCUAUUUUUUCAUGCACUAGUGGCUGGACCUGCUUCUUUAAUCUACAAUGAGGAUAAGGUUCGAGUUUUCUACGCGGUAAGACUCUUUCUUGGUCUUAUCUCAACUAUUACAGAGACAGUUCUGGUAAUUGCACUUUCAAGGAAAUAUGGGAAGAGGAUGGCUUGGUAUACACUUGCAAUGCUGUGCUUAACCAGUGGCUGCUUCUUUGCAAGUACAAGUUUUUUGCCCAGUACCUUUUCUAUGUAUGCUGUCACUCUUUCCUCGGCGCUGUUCCUACUUGAGGAAUAUGCUUUGGCAGUCUCUGUAGCGGCUGUUGGGGUGAUCAUUGGCUGGCCUUUCUCUAUUUUAGUUGUUCUCCCAGUUACGGUCUACUCAUUGAUUAGGGGAGGAUUCAAACGAGUAUUUUUAUCAGGACUUCUGACCUCCCUGAGCAUUCUUGCUCUCUCAGUAUUUGCAGACUAUUACUGCUACGGAAGAUGGACGUCCUCAGUUUUUAAUCUAUUGAAGUAUAAUGUAUUGGGAGGUGGUGAGAGCUACUUGUAUGGAACUGAAGGACUCACAUUCUAUUUGAGGAAUGGAUUUAACAAUUUCAAUUUUAGCUUUGUUCUUGCGCUACUUUUCUUGGGUAUUCUGCCAAUUGCGAGGAGGAAAUAUGCACCAGAUCUACUGAUAGUGGUCUCCCCUAUGUAUAUUUGGUUGGCAUUUAUGUCAUUGCAGCCCCACAAAGAAGAAAGGUUCCUCUAUCCAAUAUAUCCACUUAUAUGUGUUGCAGCUACAGCUGUCAUUGACAGCCUUCCUGAUCUUUUCCGUGACAAGUAUGCGAUUGAAGAUUCUGUCAUUGUUAAGAUUGCAAAAGGUCUAAGACCUGUUUUGCUUGGCCUAAUAUUAUGUGCUUCCCAUAGCCGCACUUUCUCCAUUCUGAAUGCAUACUCUGCUCCCUUGGAGAUUUAUAAGCAUUUAGGAUAUCAUGAAGAUGCUGGGACUGGCUCUGUACUAUGUGUAGGAAGUGAAUGGCAUCGCUUCCCUUCAUCUUUCUUUGUACCUUCUUAUGUGAGUGAAGUUCGAUGGAUAGAUGAUGGUUUUCGAGGGCUUCUUCCAUUUCCGUUCAAUUCUACUCUAGGAGGCACUGCAGCUGCUCCACCUUAUUUCAACAAUAAGAACAAGGCUUCUGAUGAGCAAUAUCUUCAUGAUAUUGAAGCCUGUACCUUCUUGGUAGAACUGGAUCUGAAACGCCCAUACCCUGCUCGUGGAACUGACUCGUCAAAAUGGGAGAUCCUGGCAGUUGUACAUUUUCUGGACAGGGAGCUAUCGCCUGCCAUACACAGAUCGUUCUUUAUCCCCUACCAAUGGCAACAGAAGAACGUUUUUGGCUGGUACAAAUUACUAAGGAGAAUCCACAAAACUGAUGUCGACCAAGUUUAGCGAGAGACCUGCUGUUUCAUUAUAUGGGAGGAUGAUGAGUCAUUGUGGAGCUGUCUUUGCUGCUGCUCCUUUUUUUUUAUUUUACCUUCAUGGGAUUUCAGAUCUUGUAGAUUUGGCUGUGCCUUUGUAAUCUUUUCUUGGUUCCAGCACUUUGGUUGGCAUCCUGCCUUGGCCAAAGAGAUAAUUUUGUAUGCUCUGUAUCAUCGAGUGCUGUCCUCGACUUCCAGGCGUUUUUCAUCUGCAAAUUGAUCUCUUUUCUUUCUA